UUCUGGAAAAAAUGCGAACCUCGAAACGGCGUUUCAAUGCUGGAUCCAUGCUGGAGCCUCGUGUCACCAGAUCAACCUGGCAUCAGUAUGAAGAGCCUUGUGUUAAUCCUUUUUUUCUCAUUAUUUGUGAACGGUGUUGAGACAGAUAUUGUGGAGUCUGUAUCAGUGAUUGUGGGAGAUUCUUUCACUCUACAUACAGAUGUUACUCAAAUACAGAGAGAUGGUGUGAUUGAGUGGAGGUUUGGAGAAGAUCUCAUUGCUAGAAUUAAUAGUGAGUCCAAUAAUAUCACAGUAGUUAAUGAUAAUGAGAAGUUCAGAGACAGAGUGCAGCUGGACAAUCAGACUGGAGAUCUCAAGAUCAGGAACAUCAGAAUCAAUGACUUUGGACUUUAUAAACUUGAGAUCAACAGCGGCAGUGGGUUAUUAUCAAAGACAUUCAAUGUCAGUGGUGUGAUUAAUCUGGCGUCAGAUGGAGUGGAGAUCGUACCGGUGCUGGAGAGAGACUCUGUCAUUCUACACUCUGGACUUACUGAGAUACAGAGAGAUGAUCAGAUAACCUGGAAGUUUGAAGGCACACUCAUAAGUCAACUAAACAAUCAAACAUCUGAAAUCUUUGCUGAUGUUCUUGAUGGGAGAUUCAAAGACAGACUGAAGCUGAACCAAAAGAAUGGAUCUCUCAUCAUUACUGACAUCAGACCCAACACCUCUGGACUUUAUGUGGUAGAAAUCACCAAGAGAAACAGCAGCUACACCACACACAAGACAUUCAGAGUUACUAUCAUUGAUGGAGGGAACAGGCUGUUGGUGAUGGAGGGAACUUCUGUCACUCUAGAGUCUGGUGUUCCUAAAAUACACAGAUAUGAUGUGAUAAUAUGGAGGUGUGAACAUGGAGACGCGGUCAUAGCAAAAAUGACCUUUGGGAUCUUCGCUACAUUUGAUGGAGCUGAUGGGAGAUUCAGAGGCACACUGGAGCUGGACUACAAGACCGGAUCUCUGACCAUCAGGAACAUCAGAGCUAAACACGCUGGACUUUAUCAUCUCGAUAUCACCGGCAAUAUCACCAUAUUCAAGAGAAUCGAUCUUUCUGUCUAUUCACAGGAUUGGUCUCCGUGUGUUAUAGCAGUAAUUGGUGUUGCUGUUCUUCUGCUGGUCGUGGCUGUAGCUAUUGUUGUGAUUUGCUGUCGAAACAGGGGCUCUCGUCAAACAAGAACUGGCACCCAGAGGAAUCCCGAACAUCAGGAUAUGCUGCUUCAUGACAUCACACCACACAAUGGGGAAAUCACUGAAAAAACGUUCACGCAGCUUUAUUCGGAACACACAUACUUUGACCAAAUGAUCUCCCCCACUCUCACAGAGUUGGUAGUUCAGUUCAGCGGGAUACGGAGACGCACACAAAAUAACUCUCACUGAAUCAUUUAAGACUUUCACCUUUAACAUUUCAGGUCCUGAUCUAAGGUGUGUGGCUUCAAGAGAGUAAACGUACAUGUGUUGUUACUUCAUGUAUGCUGUUUUGUCUCUUUCAUAUCGCUUUUUAUAUUUGCCCAUUUCAUUUUAUAUGAUGAUAUAUUUUCUGUUACUGUCAAAUCGUAUGUUGUUGUGCACUGCGUUAUCUUCACAAGUGAGUUAGAGAUAAGGGAAGUCUUCAUUUCAGCAUAUGCUUUCACUGUAAUAUAAUAAAACUUGUUGCAUCUGGUCAAAGUCUGAAUGUGUAAAUAAGGCAAGUUUGACAUUUCAUCUUAUUUUCUUAUAUAAUUACUAUAAAUACUUUGCAGCUUCUUUUUCUGAAACAAGGAAAUUAACUUAAAAGUUAUUUUGUUCAUGUGAUAAAUGCCAAUAAAAACACAUCUGAUUUUCCCA
This is a messenger RNA of Ctenopharyngodon idella (grass carp), 1857 nucleotides long. RefSeq lists its product as uncharacterized. Lineage: Eukaryota; Metazoa; Chordata; Actinopteri; Cypriniformes; Xenocyprididae. The record is from RefSeq and is a predicted model, not a curated record. Bases 37 to 1410 code for a protein of 457 amino acids. The transcript is spliced from 8 exons.